Colletotrichum scovillei is the source of this 1220-nucleotide messenger RNA. RefSeq lists its product as uncharacterized. Gene Ontology annotation, molecular function: hydrolase activity, hydrolyzing O-glycosyl compounds. NCBI's taxonomy places the organism in Eukaryota, Fungi, Ascomycota, Sordariomycetes, Glomerellales, Glomerellaceae. The record is from RefSeq and is a predicted model, not a curated record. The coding region runs from base 191 to 985 and encodes 264 amino acids. Gene Ontology annotation, biological process: carbohydrate metabolic process. The transcript has 2 exons.
CCAGAAUGGUAUAAGUAAACGUCUUGUCCCGGAUGCCAUGAUGAAGUUUUUGGAUAGACCAGACAGCCUCAACUCUCUCACACAACAAACAUCCUCCUCAUCAACCAGACCAACAAGACCUUUUCACUAAGGUUUACCAUCCUAUCCUCACAACCGGUCUCUAAUAUCUAAUCAACACCAACAACCAAAAAUGGCUCGCCGCGCUUCCCUCAUCGUGACAGCCCUCCUGGCCGUCUGCGCCUCCGCGGCUCCCGCCCCGAUGCCCCAGCGCUCGGCAAAGAUCACGGCCGUCAAGAACAUCUUCACCGUUGGCAACAUGUCCUUCGCCAACAGGCUGUACUGGGACUUUAGCAAGCUCGCCAACGGCGCCAAGGUGCCCGACGGCCUGCGCGUGAGCGGCUACCCCGUCAGCGACACGCACGUCUUCGUCACGCAGAACGCCUACAUCAACGGCGGCUACCUCAACCUCAAGGUCGACGGCGGCCAAAAGGCCAAGCCCUACAAGUCCGGCGAGGUCGUCACCGUGGCCCAGAACAUCAAGUACGCCUCUGUCCGGACCGUCGCCGUCUUCUCCGAGCCCGCCGGUGUCUGCAAUGGUAUCUUCUUCUACAAGAACGACAACCAAGAGACCGACAUCGAGUGGCUCUCCGACGCAAACUCCCAGAGCAACGCCGGCAAGCGCCAGGUCUGGUUCGCGAACCAGGCCACCAGCAAGUCCUCCCCCAAGUCCUGGCUCUCCGUCCUCCCUCCCACGAACCCGACCGCCACGGAGCACGAGUACCGCAUCGACUGGAUGCCCGGCGUCGUCCGCUUCUUCGUCGACGGCGUCCAGACCUGGCAGACCACCCAGAGCGUGCCCUCGCAGGCCGGCCCCUGGGUCUUCAACAACUGGGCCAACGGCGACAAGGGCUGGAGCGCCGGCCCCCCCGCCACCGAUGCCAUCUUCAAGAUCAAGGAGAUUGACAUGUACUACAACACCGCAUGAGAAGCCUACCUAACUCGGCCAACACACAUCAGGGGGCAGGGCUUCUGCUCCACAGCUCGGAAUUUUUCAACUUCAUCGUACAUACUUUUGGAUAACGACAAGGCAAUUACUUCAUGAGGGGGAUAACGAUCUUUGGACAAAAGGAAAUAAUUGGACAUAAUGAAGGAAAACGGACAAUAACUUCAUGAAUAAAAUGGAACCGGCUAAUAAGGAGGAGGACAUAAUAACGAGGAGG